UCCCAAACAUUUCCUGCGUAUUUUGGUUUAUUGUGAAAUUUUAUAAAUAUGAACGAAAACGAGGAUGAUAUUUCUACAUUUUGCGAUUCAACUGCGUCAUUGGUAGAAGGAUGUCGUUUGCCAGUGCGAAUGCAAGGAGGUGAUGAUUGGCCUUUAGCUGAAAUUAUUAGCAUAAAAGAAUCCCGUGGACACAGAGGAUAUUAUGUGCAUUACGUUGACUUUAACAAGCGUUUGGAUGAGUGGGUGGAAGAAUCAUGGUUGGACACUCGGAAAGUUCAGUUUCCGAGGAGGGAUGGUGCUCCAACUGGUGGCACCACAACUCCGAAGAAAACUCACAUAGGAUCAGGAGGUGGCAUUAUGCCUAAUUUUCUUAAUGAUAAUGUCUGCAAUGAAAACCAAAAGACUCAUAGCACUAGAGAAAUAAGUGAAAAACAAAUUCAACAAAAAUUAGCAGAAAAAAUCAGUAAUGUUGCACUCAAUGGGUCUGCACAAAAAUAUCCCACUGGUACUCCCGGUGAGCCUCGUCAGCUCGUGUCUCGUCCGGCCAGCCCAACCCUCAUCAGUGAGUCCUCAUCCCUUGUCAAUGGAGGUGCUGUACUCGCAGCAGCGCUGCAGAAAAAAAUCAGCAGGAAACGAAAAGCAAAUUCUCUGGAUAUUGAGACUCCUCUCUCGGACAUCCCCGACAUAAUCGACGAUAAAGACGUAUCCCUGACGCCCGCUAGCACGCUAAGUGGACUGCUAAACGUAAGCGGAGCGGCGAGCGGGGCGGUAAGCGGAACGGCCACGCCCACAACCCGCCCCCGACAAUCCGGCUCGCUGGUUGCUCACGGUCACGAUGAUGUGGUGACACGGAUGAAGAAUAUAGAGAUGAUUGAGCUCGGCCGACAUAGAAUCAGGCCGUGGUACUUUGCGCCGUAUCCUCAGGAAAUGGUGAACCUCCCCUGCAUAUACAUUUGCGAGUUCUGUUUAAAGUACAGGAAAAGUAAAAAGUGCUUAGAGAGACACCUUAUUAAAUGUAAACUAAAACAUCCUCCAGGCAAUGAAAUAUACAGGAAAGGAAGUAUAUCAUUCUUCGAGAUAGACGGUAGAAAGAACAAAUGCUACGCUCAGAAUUUGUGUCUACUCGCCAAAUUAUUCCUUGACCACAAAACUCUGUAUUACGAUACCGAUCCGUUUCUAUUUUAUGUCAUGACCGAGUUUGACUCUAGAGGUUUUCACAUAGUGGGAUACUUUUCGAAAGAGAAAGAGAGUACAGAAGACUACAAUGUAGCGUGUAUUCUCACCCUGCCGCCCUACCAAAGAAAAGGAUAUGGAACGUUACUUAUAGAAUUCAGUUACGAGCUAUCCAAGUUCGAGGGUAAGACAGGUUCACCGGAGAAGCCGCUGUCUGAUCUCGGUCUGCUGUCAUAUCGCAGCUACUGGGCGCAGACCAUACUGGAUAUACUGCUCACUAUAAAACCCGUGGGGGAUAAUGAGAAACCCGUUAUUACUAUCAACGAAAUCUGUGAGUUGACGAGUAUAAAGAAGGAAGAUGUGAUCAGCACGCUACAGAACCUCAACCUCAUCAACUAUUACAAGGGACAGUACAUCGUGUCCGUUAAUCAGGAAACAAUUCAACAACACGAAAAGGCUAUGGAGAAAAAGUUACUGAGAAUAGACCCAAAAUGUCUGCACUGGACGCCGAAGGAUUGGUCGAAACGGGCGAAGUGCAUUUGAAGUCACGAGACACGAGCUAGCUCGGGCUACACGUAUGAUAAAUUGUAAUUUUGUCCUUUAUGGGACUUGAAUCGGGUCAUCUGGAUAGAAUUAAUUAGUCAAUUAAUUAUAAAACUCUACUCUACUUAGUAUUAUUAUUGUAAUACUUGUAAAUAUACUUUAU
Messenger RNA from Aricia agestis (brown argus), 1879 nucleotides. It is a transcript of the gene Tip60, whose product is annotated as histone acetyltransferase Tip60. The coding region runs from base 49 to 1716 and encodes 555 amino acids. Gene Ontology annotation, biological process: regulation of DNA-templated transcription. Lineage: Eukaryota; Metazoa; Arthropoda; Insecta; Lepidoptera; Lycaenidae. The record is from RefSeq and is a predicted model, not a curated record. Gene Ontology annotation, molecular function: histone acetyltransferase activity. The transcript is spliced from 14 exons.